Messenger RNA from Phialemonium atrogriseum, 945 nucleotides. RefSeq lists its product as uncharacterized. The transcript is spliced from 2 exons. The record is from RefSeq and is a predicted model, not a curated record. The coding region runs from base 1 to 945 and encodes 314 amino acids. Lineage: Eukaryota; Fungi; Ascomycota; Sordariomycetes; Cephalothecales; Cephalothecaceae.
AUGUUCUCUCCCGUCUGCUACCUGCGCGAAGAAGACAUCAUGGGUAACGAACCGCCCCUCCGAAUCGGCUACGUGCCCGAGAACUUCUCGACGCCCAUCUACUUCGCCAAGAAGCACUUCGGGCUCUCGGCAGAGCUCGUCGCAUUCCCCUCCGGCACCGGCCACAUGAUCACCGCGCUGAGGGCCGGCGACAUCGACGUCGGCAUCGGCUUGACGGAGGGCUGGGUGGCCGGCCUAGGCAAGGAAGACGUCACCGGAGACGGGGGCUACCGGCUGGUUGGGACAUACGUCGAGACACCCCUCUGCUGGGCAAUCUCCACCGGCGCCAAGCGCCCCGAAAUAACAUCAGUCGAGUCCCUCAAGGGCGGCAAGAUCGGCGUCUCGCGCAUCGGCUCGGGCAGCUACGUCAUGGGUUUCGUCCUCGCCGACAAGCACGGUUGGCUUUCUCCGGAUUCGGAUUCCUCCCCCUACUCGGACACGGUCGUGCUCAACACGUUUGAGCACCUGCGCGGGGCGGUCAACUCGGGCGAGGCCGACUUCUUCAUGUGGGAGCACUUCACGUCCAAGCGGUACUACGACUCGGGCGAGAUCCGCAGGGUCGGCGAGAUAUACACUCCCUGGAGCAGCUGGAAGAUCGUCGCCUCGACGGCGCUCGUCGGGGAGUCGGCGCCGGACCCGAGGGUGGCGGACCUGUUUGACAAGCUCGACAGGGGGAUAAGGUACUUCAAGGAGAACAAGGAGGAGGCCGUGAAGUACAUCAGCACCGAGCUGGACUACUCGGAGGAGGACGCGAGGGAGUGGCUCAAGACGGUCAGGUUCCCCGAGCACACCGCGGGCGUCGAUGGCGCCGUCGUGAAGGAUACCGUGCAGGUCUUGCGCAAGGCUGGCGUCUUGGUCGAGGGGAAGGGCCUCGAGCCCGGCGCCAUGAUUGCAAAGACACGCUGA